AUGUCUGCUUCCUUAGCUCUCCACCUGUACAAGGUGCUCACCCCGACCCUCAUAUCCUUCGCGAUUGCUACGCCGCUCAUGCUCUUCAAAAGGUCGAGCGCCCGAACCUUGUCUUCGAGCGUCGGUCGUUCGCGGUUUUCGGCGCCACGAACUUUCCCCACGUGCGGUGUUGCCAACGGGUUUCAAGCUGCCCAGUGCACCCGCUCGCUUCUCCUUCCCCGUUGCCCGCCCGUCCGGGCAGGGGCGCUUCGAAGAUGCAGCCCCAGCAGUCGAGUUUGUGCUUGAUUCCUUGCGGUUGCUCGAGUUGACACAUCCGUGGCAAACACGGUGCAUCUCGUUGUCGCCAAGCGGGUCAUGUACACCGCACAGUCCAUGAAGGUAGCCUCCGCAGACACGGCAUGUCAUAUGAGUGGUUCGUAAACAGUGGGGGGCCGGAUGCGUGGUCCAGCGAUGCCAGGCAGCGGGAACCCGCGGCGCAAGGCAUCCGUGGGAGCUGUGUGUCUCGCUAGCUAUGAUGGCCUACUGCUGUACAGCUGCUUGAGCUGCUGCAGUGGAGGGCAGCUGGUGCGCUAUAGG
This is a messenger RNA of Ectocarpus sp. CCAP 1310/34, 576 nucleotides long. NCBI's taxonomy places the organism in Eukaryota, Phaeophyceae, Ectocarpales, Ectocarpaceae. The record is from the annotation of a GenBank genome assembly.